GUGGAGCUGAGAGGAGGAGGAGGAGGAGGAGGGAGACAGACAGAGAGAAACUUGUCUUGGGGAUUAAUAAGAGGCAGGAGGAGGGAGAGGUGCACACAGGGAAACAUCUGGACCAUGAAGGUGGCCUUCAGCUUGCUUCUCCCACUUGUUCUUGUGCUGAUCUCGGAGGUGAGCGGGCAGCGGAGGAAGCCUCCCCGGAAACCCACCCGCCCACCUCCUGAGUUCAUUGAACCCGUUGAGCCCACAGAGCUUCCCCCACCCCUCCCACCAGGUCCUCCCUCCAUCUUCCCUGACUGUCCCCGAGAAUGUUACUGCCCCCCAGACUUCCCCUCAGCUCUCUACUGUGACAGCCGCAACCUGCGGAAGGUCCCCAUCAUCCCGUCCCGCAUCCACUACCUCUACCUCCAGAACAACUUCAUUGACGACCUCCCAGAGGAGUCCUUCAGGAACGCCACGGGGCUGAAAUGGGUCAACCUAGACAACAAUCGCAUCCGGAAAGUAGACAGGCGGGUCCUGGAGAAGCUGGAAAACCUCAUCUUCCUCUAUAUGGAGAAGAACCAGCUCAAGGAGGUGCCUUCCUUCCUGCCACCCAACCUGGAGCAGCUGCGUCUGAGCAGGAACCAGAUCUCCAAGAUCCCUGCUGGAGUCUUCAACAAGCUGGAGAACCUGGUGCUCUUGGACCUGCACCACAACAAGCUAAGCGAUGGUGUCUUCAACAAAAACACAUUCAAGGGACUCAAGAACCUCAUGCAACUCAACCUUGCCCACAACAUCCUGAGGAAAAUGCCUCCUGGGGUACCCAGUGCCAUCCACCAGCUCUUCCUGGACAGGAACAAUAUUGAGGACAUCCCCAGUGACUACUUCAAAGAGUUCCCCAACCUGGCAUUCAUCCGGCUCAACUACAACCAGAUCUCUGACAAGGGGCUCCCCAAGAACUCCUUCAACCUCACCAACUUGCUGGUGUUGCACCUGGCCCACAACAAGCUCACCAACGUCCCUUUCAUCAGCCCCAAGCUGGAGCACCUCUACCUAAAUAAUAACUCCAUUGAAAAAAUCAACGGGACACAGAUCUGCCCCACCUCACUGAUGUCCAUCCAGGACUUCUCCCCCUCUGACCUGGAUAGCGUGCCCCGGCUCCGGUACCUGCGGCUGGAUGGGAACCUCCUGAAACCCCCCAUCCCCUUGGACCUGAUGAUGUGUUUCCGUCUCCUGCAGUCCGUGGUCUUCUAGCCCUGCCCAGCUUCUCCCAGGACUUGGCUUUGCACAGAGACUCAACCCCUGUCAGUGUUUGACACGUGGGACCCCCUUUGCCCUCCUCUCCCCCCACUCACACCCCAUUUCCAUCCCUCUUGUGUUUCCCCCUUUUCCUCC
Antrostomus carolinensis (chuck-will's-widow) is the source of this 1371-nucleotide messenger RNA. It is a transcript of the gene PRELP, whose product is annotated as proline and arginine rich end leucine rich repeat protein. Gene Ontology annotation, cellular component: extracellular exosome. The record is from RefSeq and is a predicted model, not a curated record. Gene Ontology annotation, molecular function: heparin binding; protein binding. The transcript is spliced from 3 exons. Bases 115 to 1230 code for a protein of 371 amino acids. Lineage: Eukaryota; Metazoa; Chordata; Aves; Caprimulgiformes; Caprimulgidae.